Molecule: messenger RNA, 1829 nt
Organism: Orbicella faveolata
Lineage: Eukaryota; Metazoa; Cnidaria; Anthozoa; Scleractinia; Merulinidae
Product: orexin receptor type 2-like
Biological process (GO): G protein-coupled receptor signaling pathway
Cellular component (GO): plasma membrane
Molecular function (GO): neuropeptide Y receptor activity
Source: RefSeq, a predicted model, not a curated record
UACUUCGUGAAAGAGCUGGUGAAGUGGCAUAAACUGGCAAAUCACUGGACCAACAUUUUAGCAAUUAAACAAGCGCUGGAUAUCAAUUUGUUAUCACAGGCAACGUCAGCGAAAGCUCCCCUUCCAAAAGUCCACACCGUCAAAAUUUAUCACAGGCAACGUCAGCAAAAGUUCGCCUUACAAAAGUCCACAUCAGAGUCAAAGUUGUCCUUACAGGGAAGCAAUAUUUACAAACACUAUGGUAAAUAUAAGCUUCAAAGGAAAUUCUUCGAAUGAUUUGCACAACUCAACGUUAGUCAACUUAUCGUCAACCGAGAGUGCCGAGUUUAAAAUCUUCAAACUGUUCUUUUAUGCAAUCAUAUUCCUUAUCAGCAUUAUUGGCAACACUCUUGUAUGUAUUGUAAUAGUUAGAAGGCAUCGAAUGCGUACCGUGACAAAUUGCUUCAUAUUAAAUCUGGCAGCAGCCGAUCUCGCCAUUACUUGUAUUUGCAUUCCAUUCGAUAUCCCAGUUCAAGAAAACAACUACAAAUGGCCGUAUGGAAGUCUUCUUUUUGUAUCUUCCCCAGGUUCGAUAUCCUCUGGUUGGAUAUUUGGAGGUAAUCUACCAAUGGCUAAUGAAACUUCCGAUUCACAAGGAGAAAUUUCGCCAACACACCUGACUUUGCAAAGGAACUCAACCUUUCCCACAUCAGCUGAUGAUGUGAUUUCAAAGAUUGAAUUUCUCAAGUACUGGAAAAUGGUGCUUUUGAUUCUUUAUUCCACAAUAUUUGCGACGAGCGCGGUGGGCAACGGUCUCGUUUGCUUCAUUAUAUUAAGGAGAAGAGCCAUGAAGAGCGUCGUGAACUAUCUUAUUUUGAAUCUUGCAGUCGCGGACCUUGUGUUUACUUGUAUAUGCAUACCGUUUGAUAUCCCAGUACAAGAAAUGGACUAUUAUUGGCCCUACGGUGCGUUUUUGUGCAGAGUUAUAUACCCUUUGCAGACUCAAACUUUGUUUGCUUCUGUGUACACUCUCGUUGCAUUGAGCCUUUCGAGGUACUGGGCCGUCGUACAUCCGCUUAGACAACAACUGAAAGUCGAGAGAGUUAAGUGGGUGAUUCUUUGGAUCUGGGUUGCAUCAUUCAUUCCGGUGUGUCCCUAUAUUGCCACCCUCCAGCUGAACCCUACGACGUUAAGUUGUGAAGAGAACUGGAAGAGUGAGAGGUCAAGGAAGGCCUACACGCUGUCACUGUUCUUUCUUCAGUAUGUGAUCCCACUGACAGUUAUUUCUUGCGCACAUCUCAGUAUUGCUUUAGACCUGAAACGAAAAACGACAACGCGGAGGAAAAGUGUUAUCCGCGAAGUUCACUACAAGGAAGCCAGAAAGGUCGCAAGGAUGUUGGCAACCGUAACAUUACUGUUUGCUGCUUGUGUCUUGCCUAAUAACAUCCUGUGGCUGUGGCUAGACUUCGGGGCAGCUGACAAAAACGUUUCUUACUUCUGGGAGCUCUUGUCGUUUGGUAACAUUGUAGUAUUUGCUAACAGUGCUCUGAAUCCCCUGUUUUACACGAUGAUGAACGACGCUUACAGAAAGGAAAUCAAGAAAGUCCUUUUAAGGUGUUUAAAAAUAGAGUAAAAUAAACAAGACAAGAAAUUUUCUCCUCCUUUGUCAAAUCAUUAACAUGUUGUGUCAUUAUUGUCAUCUGAUUUGAUUUUCUUUUUCUUUCUCAAUAUUUAUGUUACGCCAUUGAUUUUGUAUUCUUUAACUUCUCCUUAACCUUAAUUGGGAAGUGCGCUGGCCUCGUGGUUAGUGCGCUUCGGCUCUGGAUCGAGCAGUCUGGGUUCGAGUCCUG